UGAGGACGAGCGUACUCACUUGUUAGUGAACGCCGUGGUUUCUCCUCUCCAUUUUAUGAAAAGUACAACUUUUGAAGAAAGAAAUUAUAGAGACAAAAGAUUAAGACCUUGCCUAUUUCGAAAUAUGUGCAUCGUUUCUCUGUUGUACAGGAGGACGUAGGAAUCAAGCUGAAACGAGUAGAAGAACUGCUGCGACUACAGCAGAAAAGCAGUCUUCUUACCCUAGAAGUUGCGCGUAGAGGUGGACGUGAAGUGAGCAGCACUUCUCUGCAGAAGUAGGCAAGGAGAUCUUGUUAUAAACAAGCGCCACAGCCGAAGUCGUUGUAAAUGAUGCCAUCACGACGAAGCCAAUUACGUCUGAAUCAAAGGGAGCAGGAUCAACAUCAUGUCAGACUAUAACAGUAAAGGAGAAGAAAACGGCGAGCCUUCUGGUGAAGAUACCAACAAGAAGAGGAGAUCCAAGAAGAGAGCUAGUUCCGCUUUUCCAAAUAGAGAAGUGCGUUAUGAAGAGCUGACACCCCCUAAGAGGCAGCCGGUUCGUCUCUUUUUGGAUGAACAUCCUGGAUGCAACCGAGACUACCUCAAUGCCAAGGCCAGCACGGCUGCCUUUAUUGGAGGAGGAAGAGGCGAGUGGCAAGUUUUAUGAUCAUGAUAGGUCCCGUCACAACAGAUCUUCGUCGAGAUAUUUUCAAUCACAUGAUGAUAAUAUUGUCGUUGCUAAUGGUCGCGCUAGCUCGAAAUAGAAGACUGGUAAUGGUAUUGUUUUGAAAAAUAAUAGUAGUAGAGUUUUUACUUCUGUAUGUCCCAGCACAGUGAGUCAAAAGCGCUAACUCAAAGCGAGAAGGAGAAGAGACCGCGGUCACCCGAAUGGACAAUCGAUGAAAAUCGUGGUCAAUGGCACAUGCUGACUUCGCAUCCUGGGGUCCAUAAGAUAUCAGCUCACGCAAAUACACCACCAUUCUACGCUCCGCUCUUCCGGCCGGGAGUUGCGUACUUCUACCUUAGACUAGAGAUACAAGAUCUUGAUCUUCAUCAUUUUGUGGUUUUGGAAGAUUGUAGUUCAUCAGAAAAUCAUUUCAUCGUCACAACUGUCAACAUUGUUCGGAUUUUUGUGUGGUCCCGUCCGCUCGAGCUUUUCAUGAACUACAUGGCGUCAUCCAUCUUCUAGAGCAACUACAACUACUUCUUUCUACUAGAACAACUCGCUUAUGAUUUAUUCAUCGAAAUAACUAUUUUAUUAUUAUUUUACCACUUAUUAAUUAUUCGAAAUAACUAUUGUACCAGUCUGGAGCAUUUGUGUGGCGACUUCGGUGGUUGCGAUUCUGGUGUAGCUUCUAGGGGCUUGCAAGUUUUUCGAUCCAAUAAGGCGCCGCGCCAUUUUCGUCCCUGGAGGACGACUAGGGAUCAGUGGCGUGCCAAUCCAGGUUGUGCCGGAAAGGAAACCGCAACACGUACGAGCUCUCUAUUAAGAACAAGAACCAAGCACGAGGACUUAAAGUUCAAAGUUGAUGAUUUUCGUAGAUCAUGGUAAUACUGAUUGAUGUUGAUCAACAUUCACGUUCACGACCUUGCAUAAAAGCUUGUACGCGACCUAUUUUUAGACUUGUUUUCACUGAUAUAUUUCUACCACCACUAGUAGCCCAAGUACUCAUGUUCAUCUAACUCUUGCGCGCGAGAGCAGCAACAAGAUCAGCAGCGGCAGCCACCAUGUUCAGUAUGAUAUUGCCGGAGCCACGACCGGAGCCAACGUCAACAACAAUAACAUCCUGCUUCAAGGUGCGGGAGGUGGUAGGAGUCAGCAAAGAGCUGCAAGGAAACCUUUGCUGCGUUACAGGAAGAAUAUAGAGGGUGUACACCGUGUCCUGCGAGCGACAUCACGAUCAGCAAUCACGGGUGGAGGUGAGGACAUUCACGUUUCUGAUGGUCAAAAUCACUGGACGAGGAGGUGAAAACGCACCCAAUCGGUUUGGUCAGAGGUAGGAGUGAAAAAAUGCUGACGAGGAACAUCCACUUCAGCACGCCCUCGACAUGGUGAGGGCGAAGAUACAACUAGGGUACAACUAGUUGUUAAGAAGAGGUGAGAGCUGCACAAGAACCUGAGGAGGAGGACUCGGACUCCUGGUAUGGGACUCGGACUCCUGGUAUGAAAUCUAGUAUGACUUCUGAACUGAAGCAACCUUUUACAUCACGAUCGGGAGGUGUCACCAGGUUGGGGGCUUGAGGAAUCGC
Amoebophrya sp. A25 is the source of this 2229-nucleotide messenger RNA. NCBI's taxonomy places the organism in Eukaryota, Dinophyceae, Syndiniales, Amoebophryaceae. The record is from the annotation of a GenBank genome assembly.